CAUCUUCUCUCAAAACAUGUGGAGUAUCCUGCUGCUGCUGCACGUGUCGCUGGCCGCGGCGGCGCACUUCACGUCUCACAUCCGCGUCAACACCCCGGCCGGGAGCUACUCGCACGGCGUGGGACACCCCGUGGGGCUCGCCCGACGGAGGAACACGCCACGGAGCUUCGGCAGAAGUAGGAAUUUACGAUAUCCCGCUUCGAUGAGCCAUAGCGGGUACCCGAGGGUGAGGCCCGCAAUACCAUUCACUGAGGAGGAAGCACAGAGAGGGAAUUCUAUAAGUGUGUUGCCGUGGCAGUAUCACAAUUAUCAUGAGGUGCCCAUCCCACUUCUGCCGGCGUCUCCCUACAAGGUGGACUCUCCGGACCCCGAGUCGCUGUGGCCCGAGGGCCUAUUCCUGCCGCCGCUAGCGCCGCCCACAUUCGGGCCCCAGCAGUACCACGGCCGACGCGCUGAUGAUAGCCUCGGGAAUACCGUCACAGGUAUAGCCGACGGCCAUUUGGAAGACAAAGAGAUCAUAGACCCGUAUCUUCUGGAAGGGUCGGAGGCCAUCGCCGCCGUGCAGAAGGCGAAGCUUCACGGAGAGUUCUACUUCCACGACAUCCCACACAUCGAGUCACUGCUGGCCAAUCAGGAGCUUCGAUCCCUCAACAACCUCAAACCACACCGGAUAGCCAGCAUACGACACACCUGGCCGUACAACAGACCUUAG
Molecule: messenger RNA, 712 nt
Organism: Plutella xylostella (diamondback moth)
Lineage: Eukaryota; Metazoa; Arthropoda; Insecta; Lepidoptera; Plutellidae
Source: RefSeq, a predicted model, not a curated record